Molecule: messenger RNA, 2026 nt
Organism: Dendrobium catenatum
Lineage: Eukaryota; Viridiplantae; Streptophyta; Magnoliopsida; Asparagales; Orchidaceae
Exons: 3
Coding region: 364-1806 (480 amino acids)
Biological process (GO): carbohydrate metabolic process
Molecular function (GO): hydrolase activity, hydrolyzing O-glycosyl compounds
Source: RefSeq, a predicted model, not a curated record
AGCAAAGUUUUGACCUCAGAAGUCUGAGCCCUACCAAUUAUGAGCAAUUUUCUCCUUUCCCUACGAAAUUUUCUGUCGAAGAUUUAAAUUGAAGGAAGAUCACAGCGGCACAUCAUAAGAACAGCCGCAGAUUUGAAGUCACAAGUCGAUUUUCGAAUCACCAAACCCUACCUAAUAUAGACGCAUAACCUGCCAGAAAAAAAAGGAUUUUCACGAGGAUUACAAGUUGGCAAAUUUAUCUGUGAUAAAUGGAGCUUUUAUAAGAUUCUUUUAUGAGGGCGCAGAGUUUAGAGUGCGAGAGGGAGAGAGCUGCGAUUGAUCGAGUCUGAUGAAUAUUCUUAAAAUGGCGGAGACAGGAAGAUCAUGGCCUUUUCAGUCAGCAUUGUCUUGGAGGUAAGUAAAAGGGAGAGAAUGAGGAUGAGGAUCAAACACAGGAAAUCAUCUGGUUUCCAUUGCAAUGCAGGAAGUAGAUGUUCUGUGUCAGUUGUUUUGUGGAGCCUUGUGGGAUGCAUUCUCACGAUCUAUUUCAUUUCCCAAAUCAAUCAGAAUGAUGAAGAGAACAGAGUCAAAUCGAGCAACCAUCAUUUUACCCAAGAAUUAGAAGAAAUCGAAGAAGAAGAAUUUCAUCUACCAGCUCCGCGAAGCAAGAGGAAUCCGCGUGCUCUUAGAAGAAAGGGACCAAGAAAGCAACAUACUGUAAUUGAUGAGUUUCUCGACGAGUCUUCUGAGUUGAGGCUUUAUUUCUUCCCUGAUCAAAAGUCUGCAACAGGACCAACAAGGGAAAUGAAUGAUAGCAAGCAUUUCUAUCCAGGAAAGCUUUGGUUGGAUACUGAUGGAAAACCUAUUCAAGCCCAUGGAGGUGGAAUUUUGUUUGAUGAGAGAACGGAAACCUACUACUGGUAUGGGGAAAACAAAGAUGGACCAACCUACCAUGCUCAUCCUAGGGGAGCUGCACGGGUUGACAUUAUUGGGGUCAGCUGCUACUCUUCAAAGGACCUAUGGGCAUGGAAAAAUGAGGGUGUUGUGCUUCCAGCAGAGCAAGCAAAUGCCACACACGAUCUCCACCACUCUAAUGUGCUUGAGAGACCCAAAGUUAUCUAUAAUGACAACACAGGUAAUUUUGUAAUGUGGAUGCACAUUGAUGAUGCAAAUUACACAAAAGCUUCUGUUGGUGUGGCUGUCAGCAAUUCCCCAGUAGGCCCUUUUAAGUAUCUCUACAGUAAACGACCUCAUAAUUGUGAUAGCCGCGACAUGACCAUCUUCAAAGAUGAUGAUGGGAAGGCAUAUCUCAUCUACUCGUCGGAGGAGAACAGCGAACUCCAUGUUAGUCCUCUAACCGACGACUACCUGGACGUCGCCGAUCAGAUGCGAAAGAUUCUCAUUGGUCAGCAUAGAGAAGCUCCUGCCUUGUUCAAACAUAAAGGAACCUACUACAUGAUAACUUCUGGCUGCACAGGGUGGUCGCCGAACCGGGCGAUGGCGCAUGCAGCAGAGGAAGUUAUGGGGCUCUGGGAGACAAUCGGCAACCCUUGUGUAGGAGGGAACAAGAUAUUCCAAAUGACCACUUUCUUUGCACAGAGCACUUUCAUAGUCCCUCUUUCAGGGCUCCCAGGUGUGUUCAUUUUCAUGGCGGAUAGGUGGAAUCCGGCAGACCUGAGAGAUUCCAGGUAUGUUUGGCUACCUCUAACUGUUGGGGGAGUGGUUGACGAGCCAUUAGAAUACAAUUUUGGUUUCCCUGUUUGGUCUAAGGUCUCCAUCUUCUGGCAUAGGAGAUGGAGGCUUCCUAAUUGGUGGAGAACUGCUUGACUUCGAGUGUAGCAUAUUUUGUAGAUCUCUUCUAUAUUGUCUAUAGUAUAAUAAAUGUUUUGUAGAUUUUAGUUGUGAUGUUUUUGUUCGACAUUUUCGAUCAUCAAAAUGUUGAUUUAGCCUCUUUGGACAACUAAAACUUGUACUUGGACUCGAUACAGAACCAUUAAGGUGGAUUGUUUCUUAACCACUGAGAGUUUACAGACAUUUCCUUUGAGCU